This is a messenger RNA of Akanthomyces muscarius, 738 nucleotides long. RefSeq lists its product as uncharacterized. The record is from RefSeq and is a predicted model, not a curated record. Bases 1 to 738 code for a protein of 245 amino acids. NCBI's taxonomy places the organism in Eukaryota, Fungi, Ascomycota, Sordariomycetes, Hypocreales, Cordycipitaceae. The transcript has 3 exons.
AUGUUCCUAGCCGCCACCAUCUCAGUCACGUUUGCCAACGGAACCAAGUUCAGCACGUGGAUUAACGGUACCCAGACUUAUGACUCCCCUAUCCAGACCCAAUCGGAUCAAAUCUGGGGAGACUGGUCGAGCACAGGCUUCACGUUCAGUGGCGCCGGUACGGAUGGCUUGGCCAAGUACAUAGUCGAGGGCUGUAAUCCAGCCCGCGGCAUCAGCGGAUCAAUGAUCCUUGACUCGAUAGCUCCGGGACACUACCCGUGUGGCCCGGACAGAGCCGGUGAAACAGAAGUUCCCCUUCCUCCGGGCGGCGGGUGGUCCAACGUUGUACCCGGAGGUGCCGCCACUGUCAACUUCACUAUCCACGGGAGCUGGCUAUCAUUCACUGGACUUGGAUACCAUGACCAUAACUGGGGCAAGACCAAGAUACCCAACCCCUUGAAGAUAUGGUACUGGGGCCAUGCGCUGUUAGGACCGUAUGUCCUUGUUUGGUUUGACGGUAUCAACAGACUUGACAAGGAAUUGAUUCUGACCAUCUUGGACUCUAAUGAGCUUGUUCCUCCUAGCGAGGCUACUGAAGCUCACUUCCGCGGUGGUGACGCUGAUCAAGUCUGUCACAUCAUCACCCCUCAUGACGAGGACAAGUUCCGCGGUAAUGAUGCCGGCCAGGCCUGCCACAUCAUCACUCCUCACGAUGAGGGAUCUUCCAAGUCCACACCAAAAAAAUACGAGAGACCAUAG